ACUUCUCUUCUCCUCAUCAUCGCUCACCUUCAUCCAUCAUGUCGGUCAGCUUUACAGCACCAGACCUGCAGCCCACAUACCAGGCCAUCAUCGAUGGCUCGGCUGAUUAUGACUGGGCCAUCUUCAACCAGUCCGGGAACGAGCUCAAGGUCCAGGCCACCGGCGAGGGCCUCGAGGACUUCUCGGACGAGUUCAUGGACGGCCGUAUUCAAUACGGCUUUGCACGCGUGCAGGACCCUAGUCGCUCGCUCGACCGCUUCGUCCUGAUCGCCUGGUGCGGCGAAGGCGUUCCCGAGUCGCGCAAGGGCCUGUUCCACAUUCACCUAGCGCAGGUUCAGAACAAGUUCCUCAAGAACGCAACGCUCGUUAUCCAGGCGCGCUCGGAGCUCGACGUGACCCCCGAGCAUAUUCACAAGCGUAUUCAAGAGUCGAGCGGUUCCAAGUACUCGUCAUCGGCGCCGGCGCCUGUGCGUCCCGCCGUGUCAAAGCCCGCGCCCGCUCCGUCGUACCGCCCCAGCCAGGGUCUUGGCGGCUCCCAGGGCAAGCCCGCGUCCACCGCUUUUGGCUCCACCGCCCGCGCUGUGGCCCCUCCUUCUGCCCCAGGACCUCCUCCCAUACCGAGCGCCGCGCGCCCAACCUUUGGCGGUGCUCCCCCUCGGGCCCCCUCUCCCAUCAAGGCUCCAUCGCCUCCGAAGGCGCCCUCUCCGCCUCCUGCGCCGGUCGCCGCGCCUCCUCCCCCCGCCCGUCCGGUGAGCGCGUUGACACCCAGCAUCCAAGAGCCAUCCAAGCCCGCGCCCGAUGAUCGCAUCGCUCCAGUCGGCACCAACUACGAGCCUGUCCGCCUCAACAAGCCCGGCAAGCUUGGAAACCGCUGGAAUCCAGGCGCCGCAUCGGCAGCCGACGAUGACGAGCCUUCCUCGACCGGCCCCAGUCUCAAGGAGCGCAUGGCUGCCUUCCAGGGCGGUGCUGGUAGCAGUGGAUCCCCUACCGCGCCCCUCCAACAGCAGCGCAGCGGUCAGAAGCUCACUUGGUCGCAACGCCAGGCCGAGGCUAAGCGCCAGCGCGAGGAGGAAGAGGCGCGUAGCGCCGCUGCCAUUGCCGGUGCGGCCGGCAAGAGCCAAGCGCAUCGCGGGAGCUUUGGCACUUCUAACGCGCCCGCGCGCGCCAGCUUCGGUUCUGCUGGAUCGCCUCGCCGCUCCUUCGAGACGCGUGAGGCCUCACCCCCUCCCGCUCCCGCGCCGCCCCCUCCUCCGCGCGCGCCUUCUCCGCCUCCGGCUGCCCCGGCGCCUCCUCCCAUGCCAGGCUCGCGCCCCACCCCUGCAGCGUCCCGUCAGGUGCCACCGCGCCCCGUUGACUCGGACGAUGAGGAGCAAGAGGGCGACGACUGGGGAGCGCCCCCUCCCCCUCCGGCGAGCAGCUUCCGCCCGCCGCCUCCGAGGGCCUCGACGCCUCCCCAGGCCGCGUCUCCGCCUCCGCCCCCGCCUCCUCCUCCCCCGCCUCCCCCGCCUCCUCCCCCUCACCCGGCUGCGGACCCCGUUGCUGAGAUCACCCGCCUGAAGGAGGAUUUGACACUGCGCGACACCCCGCCUCCUCCCGCACCGCCGCCUCCUCCUGGCCCUCCUCCCGUCCCCCAGACAUCGAGACCAGGUAUGGGCGUCGCCGCUGGCGUUGGGGCGGCCGCUAUCGGCGCGGCGGCUGCCGGUGUUGGAGCUGUGACAGCGGCUGUCAGCGCUGUAGCGGGCUUGCCCCCUCCUCCUCCCCCACCACCUCCCCCUCCCCCUCCUCCUCCUCCUCCUCCUCCUCCUGCGCCCGCCGCUCCAGAGCCAGAACCUGAGGCGGAUCAUGGCACCACUGCGCGUGCGGUUUACGACUACGAGGCGCAGGAGGAAGGCGAGAUUGGGUUCGCUGAGGGUGAGCUUAUCACUGCCAUUGACCAGGUCGAUGAGGGCUGGUGGUCCGGCACGAACUCAGCCGGCGAGACCGGGCUCUUCCCGAGCAACUAUUGCGAGCUGGUUGAGGGCGGCGAGGCCGGCGGGUACGAGCGCCACGAUGACCCCGAGCCAGAGCCAGAGCCAGAGCCAGAGCCAGAGCCGGCUUCUGCUGCUGCUGCUCCGCCGCCUCCGCCGCCUCCGCCUCCUCCCCCUCCUGCUGCGGCUCCCGCGCAGGCGGAGGAAGAGCACAUGGUUGCCGCAUACGAUUACGCUGCAGCUGAGGACGGUGAGCUGUCGUUCGCCGAGGGUGACAAGGUGUACAACAUCGACCGCGUCGACGAAAACUGGUGGGAGGGCGAGGCCAACGGUCAGCGCGGCCUGUUCCCGAGCGCGUAUGUCGUGUCGCCUGAUGAGUACGCACAGCAGCUGGCCGAAUACGGCGAGUAACCAGCGAGAGAGCAGAAGCCUGAAACGUAGAUACCAGUAGAGAAAGAAUGAACCAAGAACUGGGACCGG
Molecule: messenger RNA, 2447 nt
Organism: Cutaneotrichosporon oleaginosum
Lineage: Eukaryota; Fungi; Basidiomycota; Tremellomycetes; Trichosporonales; Trichosporonaceae
Source: RefSeq, a predicted model, not a curated record